Durio zibethinus is the source of this 4094-nucleotide messenger RNA. RefSeq lists its product as uncharacterized. The record is from RefSeq and is a predicted model, not a curated record. Lineage: Eukaryota; Viridiplantae; Streptophyta; Magnoliopsida; Malvales; Malvaceae.
GCAUAUGUGACAUAACGAUUAAUUUUUGGCCAGUCAAACAGAAAACCAGAAAAAGGAGAGGCUAAAUCAAAAUUAAAAUAGACAUAGAGGACGUAAAUGAAAAAUCGUGAAAAAAUCAUUAUCCUCAUCAUUAUUAACUUUUUGGGACUUAAAUCUCUUUUACCCCCACGCCCCCACGCUCUCGGCCACUCACCCCCAGUUUUCGCUCCUCUCUUUCUCUCUCUCUCUCUCUCCUCAGCUGCUUGUUUCUCUUUCUCUCUCUUGCGUAAUCGAAGCAAAUAAAUGAAUCAGAAUUAAAUAAGCUUGUUUCGAGUCCGACACCCGUAGUCGGUUGAGAGAGAAAGGCAUUUUUUUUUUCCCAUUUCCAUAACGAAAAAAAGAAAAAGCCAAAAAAAAAAAAAAACCAAAUCCUCUCUCUCUUUUCGCUCUCAAAGCUUUCCUUUUCAGACACACACUUUACGGAAAGAGCGCCGCAAACCGCCGCUGUAGCCGUCAGAUUCCGGUGAAUCUCCGCCCACAUUUCACGUGAUGCCAGAUUCUGAUCACCAGGUCUUGAAAUGAGUGGGAUUCAGAACAAGAAAGGUCAGAAUAUUGAGAAAUUUCCAGGUUGCUUGGGUAGAAUGGUAAACCUGUUUGAUUUGAACUCAGGUGUUCCUGGAAACUGCCUGCUUACUGAUAAGCCACAUGGUUCCUCACUCUCAAGGAGUCAAUCCAAUGUGUUAAGGAUGUUGAGCCCAACCUUUGGAGAUCAGAUAGAGGAUAAAGCUAUUGUAUCUGAGUUAAGGAGAACUUUGUCAAACAAGAGAGGUAAUGGAACACCCAUGAAGAUGCUCAUAGCCCAGGAAAUGUCAAAAGAAGUGGAGUCUAAGCAGAACCCACCCAAUGUGGUUGCUAAGCUGAUGGGACUUGAUGCACUACCAAGGCAGCAGCCUAAUUUAGCUGCACAAAGAUGCCAUUCUAAAGGUUCGUCUCAGCAUUCCUUGAGACAUUCUGAUAUACCAGUGGAAGGCUGGGACCGAGAUCAAGGCUUUUCAGACAAGCAAAUGCAAUGUGAAGUAAAUCCCUGUCAAGAGCUGAACAACUACAAAGAUGUUUAUGAAAUCUGGCAACAUUCCCCAAGGACAACUUAUUCAAGAGACAGCUCUCCACAAAAUGGGAUGUAUAACAAUAAUGUGAAUGAGAAAAAAAUGGCACUAGUUCGUCAGAAGUUUAGGGAAGCAAAACAUCUGGUGACAGAUGAAAAUCUUCGCCAGACCAAGGAAUUUCAAGAUGCACUGGAAGUUUUGAGUUCCAAUGGAGAGUUACUCCUCAAGUUUUUGGAAGAGCCAAAUUCCACACUCCCUCAGCAUCUCUACAAUUUCCAGUCUUUAUCUCUACCUCCUGAGACAAAGCGUAUCACUGUUCUUAGACCUUCUAAGAUGGUUGACAAAGAAAAAUUUGCUGGAAUAGGGAAGAAGGGUGAUAAGCAGACAAAGAAAGCAGCACAGAUUGGUCAAGUAACUUGGCGGGAUAGAAAAAACACUGCAUGUUCUCCUGCUUCCCCCAGUCUGAAAGUUGAUGAAUAUCUUUCCCAACCAACUAGAAUAGUGGUAUUGAAGCCCAGCCUUGGGAAGACUCAGGACAUUAAGAUGGUUGCAUCUCCAUCUCCCUCAUCACCUAGGAUAUUACAUGGUGAAAAUUUUUAUGAGGAACCUGAAGAUGAUGGUGCUCAAGAAUCAAGAGAAGCGGCAAAGGAAAUCACUAGGCAGAUGCGUGAAAAUCUGAUGCACAUGAGGGAUGAAGCAUUACUUUCUCCUGUGUUCUCCAAUGGUUACAUUGGUGAUGAUAGUUCAUUUAAUAGAUCUGAAAAUGAGUAUGUGUUGGAAAACCUCAGUGAUUCAGAAGUCAUGUCACCAACUUCUAGACAUUCAUGGGAUUUCAGCAAUAGGCUUGGAAGCCCUUAUUCUUCCUCUUCCUUCAGUCGUGCAUCAUGUUCUCCUGAGUCCUCAGUUUGCAGGGAAGCAAGGAAGCGGCUUUCGGAAAGAUGGGCCAUGAUGACAUCAAAUGGGAGUUCUCAAGAACAAAGACAUGUUAGGAGAAGCUCAAGCACAUUGGGUGAGAUGCUUGCUCUUUCUGAUACAAAGAAGUUGUUGAGAUCUGAAGAAGAGGGAAGUAAUAAGGAACACGAACCUAGGGGAUCAACUUCCUGCAUAGCUAGUAAUUUGAAUGAAGAAGAAAUUACAAGUGAUUCUCCCAAGAAUCUUCUCAGGUCAAAAUCUGUCCCUGUGUCUUCCACUGUGUAUGGUUCAAGGCUUAAUUUUGAAGUUUCAUAUUCUGAAGCUUGCAAAGAACAAAUUCCCAAGGAACUGACAAAGGCAAAGAGCAUGAAAUCAUCCUUAAAGGGGAAAGUUUCAAGUUUAUUUUUCUCAAAGAAUAAGAAAACAAAUAAAGAAAAAUAUAGUGGAUCUCAAUCUACAGAUGAAUCUCCAUCUGCAACUCCUGGAACGGGGUCACCCAUCAUUCAUACUCAAAAGAUUAGCAAUGAUGCAUCUCACUGUGAUAAUGAAAUUGGCAUCCAAGAGUGUUUGUCCCCUGUGCCAUAUGGAUCAGCAAGUAAAACUCCUUCACCAGAUUUGACUGGCAGGGGACAGAAACAAGGCAUGAUUUCUGUGGAGGGAGGGUUGUCUGUAGCAAAACCUUCAAUGCCUUUCCGUAUAAGUGAGAAUCAGGACCAGCCAAGCCCUAUCUCUGUUUUAGAACCUCCAUUUGAGGAGGAUGAGAAAUCAAUUCUAGAGUAUUCUGGCAGUAUCAAACCAGUGCACCGAGGACUGAAGGUGCCACCUAAGUCUAACUUGAUUGAUAAGUCACCACCUAUAGAAUCAAUUGCUCGCAUCGUCUCAUGGGAUGAUUCUUGUUCAGGGACAGCCACAUUAUAUCCAUCAAAACUCUCUUUGGUUUCUCCAGGUGCCAAGGAAGAACAGGAUUGGAUUUUCUCUGUCCAAUCAUUAUUAUCAGCCGCUGGUGUCAAUGGCGAGGUGCAGUAUGAGUCCUUUAUUGCCAGAUGGCAUUCGCCUGAAAGCCCAUUGGAUCCAUCCUUGAGAGACAAAUAUGCCAACUUGAAUGACAAGGAGCCUCUGCAUGAGGCUAAGCGACGACAAUGGAGAUCAAACAAGAUGCUUGUGUUCGACUGUGUCAAUGCAGCAUUACUGGAAAUCACAGGUUAUGGGUCAGAUAGUUGCAUGAGAGCAAUGUCAUUUGGCAGGGGCCAGCAGGUGGUCAUGGAGGGUGCAUCGAUCAUCCUGGUUGACCAUGUGUGGGCCCAAAUGAAGGAAUGGUUUUCCAGUGAGGUGAAGUGUUCCGUGGGUGAUGAUGGGGACAGCAACAGCCUGGAUGUGGAAAGGGUGGUGCAGAAAGAAGUGGUGGGUAAAGAAUGGGUUGAUCAUAUGAAGUUGGAAAUAGAUAACUUAGGAAGAGAGAUAGAAGGGAAGUUGCUACAUGAGCUUGUGGAAGAGGCAGUGGUCGAUUUGACCGGUAGGGUGUUUUGAGGUUUUUUUUGGGUUCUCCUCUUUUUCUAUUGAUCGUAACUUUAUUGCUUGUGAAAUUGUGCAUUUGAUGCUGCACGAAUGUUUAUAUAUUAAUGUGAUAAGUUGUUUAAAAAUUUUCAUUUUGUGAUGAGAUGUGUAUACAUAUAGUAAAUAUUUCCACCAUCCAUCCGGCAUUGUAUAAUUGACCAUAAUUCUUCUUUCAGGUCCCUCACCCGUGCAGGCUGCAUGUAUAUGUGUUUUCCAUCUUAUUUUUUAACUUUAGUUGCGUGGACGAGAAAACUACUCUGUUGAUGUCAAUUGAACAAUUACUAUUUUUUUUUUUUGGUCUCAUCGAGGGAAAGGCAGCCUGUUUGUUUGGUUUGUUUGUACCUGCGAAAGGUAGAAAGUUGACCGACAGUGACACAACUACUGAUGCUGAGUCAGAGAAGAAGAGUAACCUACGGAAAUGGCGAUUUAUUAUUGGGGUAUCCUUUGUGAUAUUUUAAUAUUAUUUAACAAUACAUCCUCUAAUUUUACAAAGAAAAUACUAUGACGUCGGCUUCAGGUUGUCUGUAUUGUUGAAGUAGUAAA